AUGACCCUUUACUUUGCCUCAACAACUGCUCCAGUGAAUAUUGCUACUUUAAAAUACUGGGGGAAAAGAGAUAAGGAUCUCAAUUUGCCAACCAAUUCGUCCAUCUCUGUUACUUUGGCACAGGAUGAUUUGAGAACGUUGACAUCUGUUUGUACAGGACCCGAACUUACCGAUGACAAGCUGGUGCUGAACGGUAAGGAAGAAUCUCUGGCGAGUGAGAGAACUCAAAACUGUUUAAAGGACCUACGUCAACUGAGGAAGGAACUAGAAAAUUCAGAUGCAAAAUUGCCAAAAUUUUCUGAAUGGAAGUUGACCAUUGUCUCUGAAAACAAUUUCCCAACUGCGGCUGGUUUGGCUUCUUCCGCUGCUGGGUUCGCUGCGUUGGUUGUCGCAAUCGCUAAAUUGUACCAAUUACCACAAUCCUUGUCUGAGAUUUCUAAAAUUGCAAGAAAAGGAUCUGGAUCUGCUUGUAGAUCGCUCUUUGGUGGUUACGUUGCGUGGGAAAUGGGUAACGAAACCGAUGGUUCUGAUUCAAAAGCUGUUGAAGUUGCUCCAAUGGCACACUGGCCCGAUAUGAAGGCUGCGAUCUUGGUCGUAAGUGCCUCUAAGAAGGAUACACCUUCAACCAGUGGGAUGCAAUUGACCGUCAAGACAUCUGAUCUUUUCAAAGAGAGAGUUAGAGACGUGGUCCCACGUAGGUUCGAAGAGAUGAAAAAAUCGAUCCGUGAGAAGAACUGGCCUCUGUUUGCUGAGCUAACCAUGAAGGACUCUAACUCCUUUCAUGCAACCUGCCUGGAUACUUUCCCUCCAAUUUUCUACAUGAACGAUACCUCCAAAAAAAUCAUCAAGCUAUGUCAUCAAAUCAAUGCUUUCUACAACGAAACUGUUGUGGCUUACACUUUUGAUGCUGGUCCAAAUGCUGUUCUUUACUACUUGAAGGAAAAUGAGCACAAACUGUUUGCAUUCAUCUACAGGACCUUUAAUAAAGUUUCUGGGUGGGAAACCAAGUUUUCUAGUGACGAGUUGGCUCAAUUUAUCAAGCACUUUGACACUACUGUCGCUAAAGACUUGGAUUUCGAAAUUGACGAUGAGCUAUGCCAAGGUGUUUCUAAAGUCAUUUUGACCCAGGUGGGACCUGGACCACAACCAACCGAUGAAUGUCUAAUUGAUACAGCUACUGGAUUGCCCAAAUGA
Molecule: messenger RNA, 1194 nt
Organism: Torulaspora delbrueckii
Lineage: Eukaryota; Fungi; Ascomycota; Saccharomycetes; Saccharomycetales; Saccharomycetaceae
Gene: MVD1
Product: diphosphomevalonate decarboxylase MVD1
Exons: 2
Coding region: 1-1194 (397 amino acids)
Biological process (GO): isopentenyl diphosphate biosynthetic process, mevalonate pathway; isoprenoid biosynthetic process
Cellular component (GO): cytosol
Molecular function (GO): ATP binding; diphosphomevalonate decarboxylase activity
Source: RefSeq, a predicted model, not a curated record